GGUGGUGGCACCAAGGGCUCCUUUAAUUAUAACUCCACAUUUGCAUGUACACAGCCAUAAUUGCACAGACGUGACCAGCUACACCAGUGCCCCCCACCCCCCUUCAUCCCAUACCCACUGUUGUCUAGUGUUGUUCCAACGUUCCUACCCAUGUCCUUAUCACAUAACUAUGAGAGUAUACAUUGUUUUCUCACACAUAAAGUAAGAAAAUCGAUACAGCUCCCUUUCAAUAGCACCAGACCCACCUUGUGAAGCGUGGGAGACAAGGGUGCUCAGAAAUGAGUCCUAUCCUUGGAAAGAGGGUGAGGGUUUGGUGCAGAUUUGUUUGGAUGGGUCAGUGGAGGUUUGUCUGUGACGAUGGAUGGGAUAUUAAUGCUGCAAGAGUUUUCUGCAGGGAACAUUACUUGCUUACUGAAGACACUGCUAUAACUUCUUUUCAUUAUCAUUUUGAUAUUGAUAUCAAUCAAGUACAUUACUGGCUGGAUGAUAUUCAAUGUACUGGACAAGAAGAAUGCUUGAUGGACUGUGAGCAUGAACGUCUGGGUGUUCACAACUGUGCACAGGAUGAGAUAGCGGCUGUCAUGUGCAAUGGCACCGAACAAAUGUCUGUACUUGAACCUUACCCCGGCGGGACAGCACAUGGUCCAUUCCAUGGUCUCAAACAAAUAGAUUAUGCAAUUGGAGCUGUUGCUACAGUUGAAGUAGGAGAUAUCUGUGGCCUGAUUGAAUUUGAUCUUGAAGGCAAUGGAACGAUCACCGUGGAGGUCGACAUACUGGGACUGAAAGCCACAGAAAGGUAUGAUUGGGGAAUCAAUGAUGAUGCAACAGGCAUAUGCACAGAGAUACCCCUUGAUCCAGCCGGGUUUUUGGAAAACUGCAACUAUGAUAAGCACUGCAGACACUCAUUUAUAAAAGCUGAGUGUGCUGCAGGUGACUACACUCAACGGUUUGGAUCACUGGACGGGAGUGGGAGGAAGAGAGUUCUGGAAAACAGAACAAAGGAAGUUACAUUGCAAUCUUUGCUGAAUAACUCUUUUUUUAUCAAUGUCGAAGGCGAAGCUCUAUGUGGAAAACUAAUGCCUGUAUUUGGAUGAAAGAGCUUGGUCUAGCAGUACUAACGCUCUUCGACAAGCACACUGCCAUCAGAUACCGAACAUUGUUCUGCGCUGAGGGUUUGCACUUUUGUGCCUUUCAUUAUGCAAGUGGAAAUCCACGGUACGGUACUUGGUUCGUGAGUGUGUCUGUCUGUCUGUCUGUCUAUCUGUCUAUCUGUCUGUUACCACGUUUUCUGCUACCACGCGCAAGAAAUUGGCCAAAGAGCGAUAGUAACGGGUUCAGUGCUACAAUGGGAGUGAGAGGAAGGGAGUGUCAUCAUAACGGAGUGGGAGAUCAUAACUGCGGUUAUAUCGAGGAUGCUGGUGUUGUGUGUUCUGAUGGGGUGCCAAGUGUGUGCGAGAAUGGGCAAGUCCGUCUGGUUGAUGGGAGUGACACUGAGGGACGGGUGGAAGUUUGCUUCAACAACACGUGGGGAACAGUCUGUGAUGACGAUUGGGACAGUGAUGAUGCUAGAGUUGUCUGCAGACAGCUUGGACUCCCAACUGAAUAUGCAGUGGCAUAUUCAAACGCCAGAUAUGGGGAGGGAGAAGGGCCAAUACUACUGGAUGACGUGGAAUGUUUUGGAUUCGAACCAUUGUUACAGCUGUGUCAGCAUAAUGGAGUGGGGAACAAUAACUGUGGCCAUUUGGAAGAUGCUAGUGUUAGUUGUUCCACUGAACGGCCCAUGUUUUGUGGAGAGGAUGAAUUCCAGUGUCCGGGUGAUGAUUUCGGCUUUCCUAGAUGUCUACCAUUCAUGUACUUGUGUGAUUCAAUUGUAGACUGUGUCGAUGGAUUUGAUGAACAAAACUGUAGCACAAUUGAACUCACAAGUCCAUGUGAAUACUCUGUGAAAGAGGGAGAGACAGAGAGCAUAAAAGUAUGCCUGACUGUCACCAAAGUCGCACGGAGCUUGAUACACAGGGUAUUUCCUAUUGAGGUCACUCCAUUUGGAUCAGCAAAAAAUGAAACAGAUUAUACUUUCUACAACGAAACGAUUGUCUUCAACGGGAGCUACUCUGAGGGAGACUCAGAGUGUGUUGUGGUGACUGUCAUUGCUCAUACUGAUGGUAUAGUGGAGGGAAUUGAAAUGAUCUCUGUUAGUGUAGGACAGUUGGUUAACCCAGUAUAUGUCUUCGUCAUUGAUUACGACUACCUGAAGGUUGGAUUUGUGAACGCAUCAUACUCUGUGUCUGAGUCAUCAGGUGUGGUGGAGAUAGCAGUGACGGCAUUCCCAGAUAGUAGUGGAAACGUUCCCAGCAUUGGAAUACCGUUUGGUCUGAGGAUUACAAGUGGAGACGGAACAGCUGUUGCUGGUGAAGACUAUCAAGAUGUUCUUGCAACAGUUUACUUCCGUCCCGACCACACUCCAUCGGCUGUAAUACGAGUCAGUAUCACUGACGACAGCUUGAGUGAAGGAGAAGAACGAUUCACAGUGCAACUAAAGAGCUACGAUUUGCCUAUUGUUUUGGCCAAUACUGUGACCGAAAUUGUGAUCGAAGAUGAUGACGAGAUGAGAUGUCCAGACUUGGAAAACCCAGCCGACGGCUCUGUGGUGUAUGACGGCCUAGUUGUUGGCUCACAAGCGACAUACUCUUGCGAUGACGGAUAUAGACUGGUUGGUGGCAGUACCAGAACCUGUGAGAGUGACGGGACAUGGAGUGGAGAGUCACCUCUCUGUAGCCAGAGCGUGGUGGUGUGUACUGUGGAACUCGUUGGUGAGAUAGAAGUGGAGAUAAAUUCUGCUACCUAUUCAUUCAGUGGUGUUGGCUCUGACAUUACUGGUUUUGUCUGUAAACUGGACGGAGUAACCUUGCCAGACUGUUCUGGUACCCUGACUGGUCUUAGUCCAGGACAGCACUGGCUGAGGAUUGUCCCAGUAGGAUGCAGUGUCAACAGUGGUGUGACCUUCUGUUUCGAAGUUUGAUGAUAGGGUCAUCAAAUUUAACUCCUAUAUAUAAAGAACAAUGACAUGACUGUAGCUCUGCUGUAUAUUACGUUGAAUUUCCGUAUCUUUAAUGGAAACUUAUUCAGUGCUCA
Geodia barretti is the source of this 3132-nucleotide messenger RNA. The record is from the annotation of a GenBank genome assembly. Lineage: Eukaryota; Metazoa; Porifera; Demospongiae; Tetractinellida; Geodiidae.